Messenger RNA from Aspergillus tanneri, 1314 nucleotides. RefSeq lists its product as uncharacterized. Lineage: Eukaryota; Fungi; Ascomycota; Eurotiomycetes; Eurotiales; Aspergillaceae. Gene Ontology annotation, molecular function: protein binding. The transcript is spliced from 3 exons. The record is from RefSeq and is a predicted model, not a curated record. The coding region runs from base 1 to 1314 and encodes 437 amino acids.
AUGUAUCUUACCAAGCAAACAAUGCGGUACUGGGCCCCGUUACUACCGGAAGGCUCGCAGUAUCCAGAUACUGGAUGCGCCGCAUCGGGGAAAGCGAUAUACUUUCUCUCUAACAAUGCUGAGAAUGCCGUCGUGGCGGUACCCAUUAACCCCGACGGUACACUGCAUGAUGGGACCGUCACCAUCACUGGAGGUACGGGAUCGAAUGCAAUUGACCGUGGAACCAACGAGACAGCGACCCCUGAUGCGCUUCUCAGCCAAGGCGCCUUGAGCAUUGUCGGGCAGCAUCUCUUUGCCGUUAAUGCUGGAUCCAAUACUCUCACGAUGAUGUCCAUUUCCGAUUCGGAUCCUACCAAGCUUAGUCUGGUUGGCAAGUCUGUCGUGGUACCUGGAGAGUUCCCCAAUACCGUAGCGGCUUCGGCCAAACACCAACUGGUGUGUGUUGGCACUACUGGCGCGAAGGCAGGCAUAUCUUGUUCCACUUACUCACCCACCAAUGGCCUGGGCGAGAUGGACGAGCUCCGGGCCUUUGACCUCGGACAGACGACGCCGCCCAUGGGUCCUGUGAACACUGUUUCACAUACCUUUUUUUCUGCCGACGAAACUCGUCUCCUCACGACAGUGAAGGGCGACCCAUCGGUGAACAACACUGGAUUCGUCUCAGUUUUUAAGGUCGAUGCCGCUCGUGACGGUCCCUCCAGACUGGCGGCCAAAGACAUCCGUAGUUCCCCCAUGGGAACUGCCGUCCUCUUCGGAACCGAACAGAUCCCCGGCACGUCAUCGUUCUUUGCAACGGAUGCGUCUUUCGGCGGAGCUAUUCUUUCGCUCGAUACGGAGACGGACAAGACAUUCUUGAUUGCGAACGAGACUGUUCCAGAUCAACAAGCGACAUGUUGGGUGACAAUCUCACCGACCACUGGAACGGCUUUCGUCACGGACCCCCUCACAAACCAUAUUGUCGAGAUGAACAUCACUGACGCGGAGGUUAUCACUGACCUCCACACCGACCCUUACAACGCUGCGACCGGAUUCAUCGAUCUGGCAGCUGCUGGCAACUUUGUCUAUGCCCUGUCCCCAGGAAAUGGCACCUCGGAGGCAGCAGUCAUGGUUCUGGAUGUAUCUGGAGGACCGGGUUCAGCUAAGGCGAUCCAGAAUUUCGGCCUAGGUGCCCUAGGAGUAGGAGGGAACGCACAGGGCAUGAAAGUUGUUCAGCCCGAGUGUGCCGGCAGGCCCAAUAGCCGAUUCAAAAAUACUACCAGUCAGGAGAACGGCGAGUCUCCCAAAGUCCCCAAAUGUGGCAAGAGGAAAACGUAA